AUGGUCAAGUAUAUUUCCCCCGAUGAGUUGGCCGCUAUCAUGAGAAGCGACAAAGUGCCGAUGAAAGAUUACUGCAUUGUAGAUGUGCGGGACGACGACUGGCACGGUGGAAACAUCAAAGGUUCACAUAACUCGCCAUCGAAUGGGUUCUUGGUGAAGGUCAAUGAGCUCGUUGCGAAAACGAAAGAUGUCCCCACAGUCGUCUUCCAUUGUGCUCUCUCUCAAGUUCGGGGUCCCCAAGCCGCUAGGAUCUAUGCGGAGACACGUGAUGCUCAGGAACGAGGCCAAAAUCCUGGUCCAGGAUACGAAGUCCUGGUUCUGCAGGGCGGGUUCCAGGACUUCCAGGCAAAGUUUAGAAACGAUUCUCAGCUUGUUGAAAAUUGGAAACAUGAGGUCUGGGGAUACCACUUUUGA
This is a messenger RNA of Fibroporia radiculosa, 414 nucleotides long. RefSeq lists its product as uncharacterized. The record is from RefSeq and is a predicted model, not a curated record. Gene Ontology annotation, cellular component: cytoplasm; nucleus. Lineage: Eukaryota; Fungi; Basidiomycota; Agaricomycetes; Polyporales; Fibroporiaceae. Gene Ontology annotation, molecular function: protein tyrosine phosphatase activity. Bases 1 to 414 code for a protein of 137 amino acids. The transcript is spliced from 4 exons.